AUGGAGUUAGGUAACGCAAAGAUAAUUCUGGUGUUUGCGAUGCGCUGGGAAGUGCCUGCGAGACACGGGAAUAUCCCGAACGCGUACGCAAAGGCCGAUCAAGAAGACCAUCUAGAUACUUUGGCGACUCCAUAG
This is a messenger RNA of Peronospora matthiolae, 135 nucleotides long. The record is from the annotation of a GenBank genome assembly. Lineage: Eukaryota; Oomycota; Peronosporomycetes; Peronosporales; Peronosporaceae.